Molecule: messenger RNA, 4149 nt
Organism: Equus quagga
Lineage: Eukaryota; Metazoa; Chordata; Mammalia; Perissodactyla; Equidae
Gene: HDAC7
Product: histone deacetylase 7
Exons: 25
Coding region: 145-3066 (973 amino acids)
Biological process (GO): chromatin organization; negative regulation of transcription by RNA polymerase II
Cellular component (GO): histone deacetylase complex
Molecular function (GO): histone deacetylase activity
Source: RefSeq, a predicted model, not a curated record
GGGCCCUCCCCCUCCCGGCCCCCUCCCUUCCUCUCGCCGUCUCACAGUCGCUCUGCAGCCUCCGGCGACUGGGGGGAUGUGAGGCCGGCGCCCCAGCCCCCCGCCCCGCCAUGAGCCCCCCGCUCUGAGGGCCCCGGCCCCUGGAUGCACAGCCCCGGUGCGGGCUGCCCCAGGCCCCGUGCAGACACGCCAGGCCCUCAGCCCGAGCCCAUGGACCUGCGGGUGGGCCAGCGGCCCACGGUGGAGCCCCCACCGGAGCCCACGCUGCUGGCCCUGCAGCACCCCCCGCGUCUGCACCACCACCUCUUCCUGACAGGCCUGCAGCCGCAGCGCUCGGCGGAGCCCAUGAGGCUCUCAAUGGAUGCGCCGAUGCCCGAGUUGCAGGUGGGGCAGCAGGAGCAGGAGCUGCGGCAGCUUCUCCAUAAGGACAAGAGCAAGCGAAGUGCCGUGGCCAGCAGUGUGGUCAAGCAGAAGCUGGCGGAGGUGAUUUUGAAGAAACAGCAGGCAGCCUUAGAGAGAACAGUCCAUCCCAAUAGCCCCAGCAUCCCCUACAGAACUCUUGAGCCCUUGGAGACGGAAGGUGCCGCCCGCUCCAUGCUCAGCAGCUUUCUGCCUCCCGUUCCCAGCCUGCCCAGUGACCCCCCAGAACACUUCCCUCUGCGUAAGACAGUCUCGGAGCCCAACCUGAAGCUGCGCUACAAGCCCAAGAAGUCACUGGAGCGGAGGAAGAAUCCGCUGCUCAGAAAGGAGAGCGCCCCGCCCAGUCUCCGGCGCCGGCCUGCAGAGACCCUCGGUGACUCCUCCCCGAGUAGCAGCAGCACGCCAGCCUCGGGGUGCAGCUCCCCCAAUGACAGCGAGCAUGGCCCCGGCCCCGGCCUGGGCACAGAGGCGCUCUUGGGCCAGCGGCUGCGGCUGCAGGAGACCUCUGUGGCCCCGUUCGCCUUGCCGACAGUGUCCUUGCUGCCCGCAAUCACGCUGGGGCUGCCCGCCCCUGCCAGGGCGGAUGGUGACCACAGGACCCAUCUAACUCUGGGCCCUCGGGGGCCAGUCCUGGGGAGCCCCCAUGCUCCCCUCUUCCUGCCCCAUGGCCUGGAGCCUGAGGCUGGGGGCCCCUUGCCCUCUCGCCUGCAGCCCAUUCUCCUCCUGGAUCCCUCAGCCCCUCACGCACCCCUGCUGACUGUGCCCGGGCUUGGGCCCCUGCCCUUCCACUUUGCCCAGUCCUUCCUGACCACCGAACGGCUCUCCGGGUCAGGCCUCCACAGGCCGCUGAGCCGGACCCGCUCAGAGCCCCUGCCCCCAAGCGCCACCGCCCCCCCACCGCUGGGCCCCCUGCAGCCCCGCCUGGAGCGACUCAAACCUCACAUCCAGCUGACCAAGAGGCCAGCCAAGAGUGAGAAGCCCCGACUGCGGCAGAUUCCCUCGGCUGAGGACCUAGAGACGGAUGGUGGGGGAGUGGGGCCGGUGGGGGAUGACGGCCUGGAACACAGGGAGUCGAGCCAUGGGCACCAUGAGGCCAGGGGCCCUGUUCCUCUCCAGCAGCACCAACAGGUGUUCCUCUGGGACCAUCAGCGACUGGCUGGGCGGCUCCCCCGGGGCAGCACUGGGGACUCUGUGCUGCUUCCCCUGGCCCAGGGCAGUCACCGGCCCCUGUCCAGGGCUCAGUCGUCCCCAGCUGCGCCUGCCUCACUGCCAACCCCAGAGCCUGCCAGCCAGGCCCGCGUCCUGCCCAGCUCAGAGACCCCCGCCAGGACCCUGCCCUUCACCACAGGGCUGGUCUAUGACUCCGUAAUGCUGAAGCACCAGUGUUCCUGCGGAGACAACAGCAGGCACCCAGAGCAUGCUGGCCGCAUCCAGAGCAUCUGGUCCCGGCUGCAGGAGCGGGGGCUGCGGAGCCAGUGUGAGUGUCUCCGGGGCCGGAAGGCCUCCCUGGAGGAGCUGCAGUCUGUGCAUUCCGAGCGGCAUGUGCUCCUCUAUGGCACCAACCCGCUCAGCCGCCUCAAACUGGACAACGGGAAGCUGGCAGGGCUCCUGGCACAGCGGAUGUUUGUGAUGCUCCCCUGUGGUGGGGUUGGGGUGGAUACUGACACCAUCUGGAAUGAGCUGCACUCCUCCAAUGCAGCCCGCUGGGCCGCCGGCAGCGUCACUGACCUUGCCUUCAAAGUGGCUUCCCGCGAACUAAAGAACGGUUUUGCUGUGGUUCGGCCUCCAGGACACCAUGCAGACCAUUCCACUGCCAUGGGCUUCUGCUUCUUCAACUCAGUGGCCAUCGCCUGCCGACAGCUGCAACAACAGGGCAAGGCCAGCAAGAUCCUCAUUGUGGACUGGGAUGUUCACCACGGCAACGGCACCCAGCAAACCUUCUACCAGGACCCCAGCGUACUCUACAUCUCCCUGCAUCGCCAUGACGAUGGCAACUUCUUCCCAGGCAGUGGGGCUGUGGAUGAGGUGGGAGCUGGCAGCGGUGAGGGCUUCAAUGUCAACGUGGCCUGGGCCGGAGGUCUGGACCCCCCAAUGGGGGAUCCUGAGUACCUGGCCGCCUUCAGGAUCGUCGUGAUGCCUGUUGCCCGAGAGUUCUCUCCAGACCUGGUCCUGGUGUCAGCUGGGUUUGAUGCUGCCGAGGGUCACCCCGCCCCGCUGGGUGGCUACCAUGUUUCCGCCAAAUGUUUUGGGUACAUGACGCAGCAGCUGAUGAGCUUGGCAGGAGGUGCCGUGGUGCUGGCCUUGGAGGGCGGCCAUGACCUCACCGCCAUCUGUGACGCCUCCGAGGCCUGUGUGGCUGCUCUUCUGGGCAACAAGGUGGAUCCCCUCUCAGAAGAAGGCUGGAAACAGAAACCCAACCUCAACGCCAUCCGUUCUCUGGAAGCUGUGAUCCGGGUGCACAGUAAAUACUGGGGCUGCAUGCAGCGCCUGGCCUCCUGUCCCGACUCCUGGGUGCCCAGGCUGCCAGGAGCCGAUGCAGAAGAAGUGGAGGCAGUGACCGCACUGGCAUCCCUCUCUGUGGGCAUCCUGGCUGAAGAGAGGCCCUCAGAGCAGCUGGUGGAGGAGGAAGAACCUAUGAAUCUCUAAGGCCUCGGAACGGAUCUGCCUGCCCACUCUGCCCUUUGGACCUGGUUCUCUGCUAACCUCUGGCAACAGUGCUCAUUCCCAGGGUCUUCAGAGAUCCUUCGGGCAGGUAGUUGGGGCCAGAGAACAGCCCCUUGGCAGUCACCCCAAGGAGCCUCUCCUGAGAAGGCCCUGGGUCUAGGAUAGGGACCAAAGAGGACCCCGAGAGGAGGCAGGCCGGGCAGCCAGCCAGGCCCCAGUAGGGCUCGCCCAAGAACAGAGUCGACCCAUCUGGGGUCCAGGCUCCUGGCUGGGCCCCCAUUCCUCAGGACUGCGCAGAGGAGGACUGGCCCAGUCGGGCCCACCCAUAACCACUAUUCUUGGCUCUGUAGACCCCGGUCUUUGCACACAGCCCCAGGCUCCACACAGAAAUGUGAACAUGGCCUCAGCCAGGGUGGCCCUUCUUAGGAUCUGAGGGCUGCACUGGGUUGGGGGGAGUCCCUCCUCUCGCCCACUUCCUCAGAUGACUCUGGAAGCUUCCCCCCACCACCACUGGGCAGUGAGACAAAGCUCCCUCCGAGAGCAGUCAUGGGCAGCCAGGCCUCCUGUCUGGUCCCUGCUCCUGCCACAGGCCACCCUCCGUCGACCAUCUCAGUGCCCUGGGGCAGCGAACAGGUGCUCUUGGAGCUCUGUGCUUCCUGAUCCGAUGGUGCCAAACCCUUCAUCUCCCCUCAGAAGCACAGCACGACCCCAGGGAUCCCUCGGUCACUGCCCCCGCCAUGAGCCUUCUUUAUUUUUGGGGCCCCCCCACCCACGCUCUGACUCUUGCCCCACAUAGGACUAGCUUGGCUGAGAGCUAAGGGGGUGGGAGAGUGGUUGCAAGACAUGGGGGAGGGGAGGCCGCCCUGACAAAGUCUUCAAGGCUUCUGGGGUCCAGGCCUGGGGCCAAGAAGGAAAGUAUUUGUGUGUGUGAGAGAGAGAGAGUGUGUGUGCGAGCGUGCGCGUCUUCCCCAGGACCACCAUACCCUGUGUAUGUAUGCAUGUUUUUGUAAAAAAGGAAAAAAACAGAAAAAAAAUCUGAACAAUAAAUGUUUUAUUUGCUUUAAA